AUGGAGUGCAAAACGUCUGGGCUCAAAGUUUUCCUCUUUUCGCACGAACUAGUGUCGCAGAAAAAGAACUGCGAUCCGCGCGGAGGUCGGAGGACAACUGACAGCACCGUUCGCAAAGCAGCGCCAACAACCUCAGUUUCACUGCGCAAGAAGAAGUCAAACAUUGAAGAAAAAGGGAGAGAUGGAGAGAGAAUUACUAUCAUUAUCAUGGACCCCGUCGCGGACACUGUACCCAUUUUGAAUCAAGAGGAGUUUCUCCUGCGUUUAGAGAUCAUUGCUGAGGAGAAGCAAGCUCGCCGACGUGCUGAAUUUCUGGUCUUCGCCGAUUCCGAUGUGAAAGCCUGCAAACUAUUCGCGAAUAUGCCUGCGAUUGAAAUAGCUCACUGUGUGAAAGGGAUGUUGAUCUUCCUUGCUGAUGACUACGACCGUAUUCGUGAAAUCAUCGCCAAAAUGAUUCAUAACGCUGUCAGCUACAUUAAAGACACACCGGAAAACAGGCCGUCGUUACACGGAGUGAUACGUGAAUUGCAACCAAUUCUAGUCUGCUCGCUUGGAUCAGCUGAUUUUUCGGAAGGAAACGAAGAAGCGCGCUUAGCUAUGUUUGAGCUUUUCUUGAUGGUUUUGAAAUCCAAGUCGUAUUUCAUGGAACAUCCGGAGCAAAUGGGAGACGUCGCCCUUAUUAUCGAGAAAGGGCUGCUUGAUACAUACGCGAGGAUCAAUCAAUUAGCUGCGACUGCGUUAGUGUCGUGGGCUUCAGAUUACGCAUCUCAGGUUUCUGACAACGUAGCCUACGUGAUGCCAGCUGUGAGGCAAUGUCUGAAAGCAAAGCAAACAUCAGUGAGAGUGUCGGUGUUGAAAGCAUUAUCAGUGCUUGCCGGAGUUUCGACUGAGAUACCGAACGAAAUCUGCGACGACCUAUGGAAACUGAUCAUCGUUGAAAAUUUUACGUUUAAAUUGACGUACAUUGAUCUCGUGAAGAAUUCCCUACUUCUAAGCAAGCCCAGGACCGACGAGUACUACAGCAAGAUCUUGUUGCCGAUUUUGCCGAUCUUGGAAGACGAAUGUGAAAAGAUGCGUGAUUUCGCCUGGAAGUCCUGGUCUGAAGCAGCGAACUGCUUUCCAUUUCCGACUGAAAUCGUCAGAGACAACUACGAUUUUCCGCCAUCACCCUGUCGGGCAUUGGUACGAAGAUAUUUGAAGCUCUGGGUCCCGGAACUGUGUUCUCAGAUGAAAAGUCAAAUCAAUCCCAAAAUUCGUCAAAUGGCCGCACGAGGACUUCACAUGGCAAUGGAGCACGCGAAAGCCUCAGCUACUGGCCAAUGUGACAAGAUUCUGGAAUCGUUGUGUUGUGCUAUGUCUGACGAAAAUCUAGACGUAGUUACUGAAGUUCGAGUUUGUGGUCGUGUGUUGGGAAAGUAUGUUCCUCCCGAGAUCUGGUCUCUCAUUUUGGAGAGUAUCUUCGAAAGCUUGUCGCAAAGCAGUGCCGGGGAAGAAGCAUUAGCCUUUUCGAUGCCACUUCUGCGUGACCUGAUGGAUGGAAUCCCAAAAGAUUCGAUCAGAGCUAAAAUGUUGUGUGAGGUAGAAUCGGGGAGACGUUUGUUUCAGGUCGUGCUUUCUUGCAUGAAUUUUGGUUCUACGCAUCAUGAAGACACUAUUUAUAUCAUCGUGGAACUUUCGCACUACAUGAAGUUCGAGGAGUUGGAUGAUGCGAUUUCAAGGCAGUUUUUGCAAUUUUGCUUGAUAAAACUGAAGUUCUCGCCUGAUGGAUCACCGCACAAAAGCCAGCUUGUGGAUAUUGUGAACGAACUUCCGUGCUUCAGUGACUUCUUCGAUUCCCUCUUGACGAAAGCUACUGAAUCUCUUUGGUCCCUGGUUACGGAUGAAGGCUGGAUUUGUUUCGAGGAAAGUUGUUCAUUGGGCGGUGUCGUGAUUCUGAAUCGCUACGAUCGCGUGUUGAAUUUAUGCGGAAGAUUGGCGCAUAAUCCGGCCGCGGAACCUGCGCUAAAACUCAGGUCCCUGAAAAUAGUGCAAGACAUGUUGAAACGCUUCGUUAAGCCGCGCAAUAAUAUGAACAAGCCAGAAAAUUUGCCAAUUGUAUUCCAAGAUUUGUUGAAAACGUGUCUUGUGCCGGAACUACGAAACAAACGUGGACCGGCUUCUUCCGUGAUUCAUUCCGCUGUUGUUGAAGUGCUCACAACCGCGAUUUUUUCGGUUGAGUUGAAUGAUGAACACUUCCAAGGAAGCGAUCCUGAUCUCUGCAAAGAAAUGGCCGAACUUGUCGACCACCCGAAGUUUGAAACGAGAGGAAAAGCGUUACUAAUUUGUAAUUCCCGACUUCCUCAUGUCGGGGAAUCUGCUGCGAAUCUCGUCAUCAAAACGAUAUUCCCAGCCGCGUUGGCGGGUUUGGAGGAUGGUCAAGCAAGCAAUCGCGUGCUUUCGGCACAAACUCUCGGAAUUGUAUGCUCUGAACUUGCGAAGAAUGAUCGAAUUUCAAACAAGCAGAAGAACGAUGUGUACAGCGAAUCGCUUGCCCGUUUGUUCGCCUUGAUUCCUGCCGAAAAGCCGCCGUUCAACGCUCAGUUUUUAGAGGAACUGAAAAGGAUCGGAUUGCUGGCGCCGACGAUUUUCGCCACAGAGAAACGUCGACUGGAAGAAAUUGCCGUCCAGAAUAUGAACUCCAAAAUCGACAAAAGCUUCAUCAAAUUUUUUGCGAGUGCGCGACUAGUGACACGGUGUCAGAGUAAUCUUGCGGCCGCGAAUGAGAGAAAAGUGGACCCGGAGACCAAGAAAUGGCGAACUGUCGUUGGACUCGAAGUUCAUGCUCAGAUUAAAUCGAAGUCCAAAUUGUUCUCGCAAGCUGGAACUGCUUUUCGUGCUGCACCAAACGCACUGGUUUCUCCUUUCGAUGCCGGUCAUCCUGGCACGUUACCGGUUUUGAACAAACGUUGUGUGGAAGCUGGUGUCGCUACUGCACUUGCUUUGAAUUGUCGGAUCAACAACGUUUCAACUUUUGAUCGGAAGCACUAUUUCUACGCAGACCUCCCUGCGGGCUAUCAAAUCACUCAGCAACGCCUUCCUUUAGCAGUGGACGGUUUUCUGGAAUUCCCUGUAUUCAAUAAUGAUGUAUUGAAAAUGUACAGAAGCAAGAUUAAGCAAAUUCAGCUUGAGCAAGACAGUGGGAAGUCGUUGCAUGACGAAGACCGGAGUUUAGUUGACUUGAAUCGAGCAGGUGUCGGUCUGAUGGAAAUUGUCUGCGAACCUGAUUUGGGCUCUUCUGCAGAAGCUGUUUCAUUCGUAAAGGAACUCAUUUUGGUCUUGAAAACUAUCAAGACUUGCGACUGCUUGAUGGAAGAGGGAUCUCUUAGAGUCGACGUCAACGUGUCCGUUUGCAAAGAAGGGGACUCUGAACUCGGCACACGAACGGAAAUAAAAAACCUCAGCAGCUUAAACGCCGUUGCGAAAGCUGUAGAAUGCGAAUCCAAGCGGCAAAUAUCCGAGGUUAUGUCGGGUCGGAAAGUGUUUAACGAGACUCGUGCUUUUGAUGACGUGAAGAAAGUUACAGUUUCCAUGCGAGUCAAAGAAACAAAGGUAGAUUAUCGGUUCAUGCCUGAGCCGAAUCUACCUCCUUUGAUUCUCAGUGAAGUGAUCGAUGUUGGAAUGAUUGAAAGAAGUUUGCCUGAACUUCCUUCCGAGUCGAGACAGCGACUGCUUAAGAAUUUCCUCCUGAAACCUCUUGUGGCAGAGGCCAUUGUGAACAAUGGUCGGUUACUAGAGUUCUUUCUCGAGGUGAUGUCGAAGAACCCGGAACUGAAGCCCUCGAAUGUGGCGAAUUUUCUGCUUAUCCACGUUUUGGCUGAAGCUGCUGAACAAGGGCUCGAUGAUUUCCGUGAACUGCGAAGCUUGACAAACACCUUAGUUGCAGAUUUGCUACUCUUGGUUGAAGCAGAAACGAUAACCAUGGAUUCUGCUGGCAAAAUAAUCAAGAAAAUCGCAGGCGGAGACCAAAGGCAUCCUCAGGACAUUGCGGAAAACGACGGACUAGUGACGGAAAAGAACGAAGACUUGAUCAAAGCGUGGUGCUCGGAAAUAUUGGAAAAUAACCCCGACCUUGUGAAGAAGGCGAAAAAGGGGAAAUCCAGGGCCUUGAAUAAAUUAAUUCAGCAAUUAGGGAAAGAACACGGAGACAAGCUUCACAUGGGGAAAGCUGCGAGGAUCAUCAAAGAAAUGGUUGAAAAAUCUUGAAGUGUUCUCUUUUAUUAUUAUGGAAGAGAUCUCCGUCAUUUUUGAAACCUUUCAGUGCUGUGAAAAAUUUAGUGUAUUCAGACAUUUUUCUUUCGUUUGCUGAAAAUAUGCCAGGCAUAAUAACGCUGACGAAAAUGUCUCAUUUGGAAGACUAUGGAAUGAAGAUCCAUUUCCAUCACUUGAGUAAUCAACAAGAUACACAAACUUGAAUGUCAAA
Molecule: messenger RNA, 4459 nt
Organism: Notodromas monacha
Lineage: Eukaryota; Metazoa; Arthropoda; Ostracoda; Podocopida; Cyprididae
Source: the annotation of a GenBank genome assembly